UGUAAGCAGCUAUUAUUUGUUUUGUCUUUCUGUCUAGCACUGUUAACUUUUCGUGGCAGAGCGGUUCGAUGUGUGAACGAUGGUUGCUGAGCAUUUGGGCAGUGCUUGGUUUGAAGCUGAAUGGAGGGAAUUAGAUUGCAAAAAUGAAAAAAAGUCGAGCCCUCUUGCAGCACCCAACGGUUUAAAGUGUAAAACGGUGUUUGAUGUUGUUAGAACUGGAACUUUGGCGGCUAUAAAAUUUUUGGUGGAUAAAUAUGGAACUCAAAUUUUGUGUGAAAAAGAUGAAAACGGUCAUACAGCAGCUCACUGGGCGUGUCUGGGUGGACAUCUUAAUGUUAUUCAAUACAUGAUAGACAAUGGAGUGUCUAUUAAUAUUCCUAGUUCAAGUCACAUUGGUGCCUAUCCCAUACAUUGGGCAUGUGUAGAAGGACAUGUAUCCAUUGUGGACUUUCUCCUGCGGAAUGGUGUGCCCAUGGACAUUUGUGAUAUUAAUGGGUGUACUCCUCUCAUAACAGCCAGUCAGCAUGGUAACAGUCAUUUGGUUUGCUAUCUGCUUGGCCGUGGUGCAAAUAAAGCUAUCUGUGAUCGCAAUGGAGACACCGCUCUACAUUGGGCAGCAUAUAAAGGUUAUCCAGACCUUAUGCGUUUGUUAAUUUACUCAGGCUUUGAUCCUCGAUUGAAAGACAAUUUUGGGUAUACUUCAUUGCACUUAGCAUGCAUAAGUGGUAAUCUUGUUGCUGUAGAAGACCUCUGCGAAAAGGAUAAAAUCGAAUUGGACCUGACAGACAAAGAGAAUAGAACACCGUUACAGCUAGCGGAAGAACAAGGCCAAACUGAUAUAGUUGAUUACUUGAAACAAGAAAUACGAAAAAGAAAAUUUAUUUUUUCAAACUUCGAUGUCUGGCAAUUAGUGUUUGGUACAAAUGGGCACAGCAAAGGACCUUUGUUUUUUCUACUCGGAACUCUUUUCUUCUGGGGGUACCCUAUGUAUAUUUUAAAGUGCGUUCCUCUUACAUGGGAUGAAUACACAGGUGUUCAUUUAGUCUUCCUAUUUACAAAUGCAGUCAUGUGGCUCAGCCUUAUUAUAGCCCAUAGUCUUGAUCCAGGUUAUUUAGCACUGGACACCGAAGACUAUCAUCGCACCAUAAGUGAAUUAGCGAAAUUCGACAAGUUCCAAAAGAACAAGUUGCCCAUGCCACAGCUAUGCCAUACGUGUAGAACUGUGCGUCCAUUGCGAGCUAAGCAUUGUCGAGUUUGUAAUCGCUGUGUUCGACAUUUCGAUCACCAUUGCCCUUAUAUAUAUAAUUGUGUCGGCUUAAACAACAGAAUAUGGUUCCUAGUUUUUUCUCUUACGAUAGCUAUAAAUUGUACUGUCACCGUCUUUUUCGCUGCUGCUUGCAUUUGGCAAGAUGGCUGGCAAUAUACUUACGUCAUUGGAUUACUAGAAGCUAUUAUCUUUUGUGGCAUCGGAUGGGUUCUGUCAGGAAGUACUGUCCUCUACGCUGCCUACAACCUCACCAUGAACGAGGCGUUUAAUUACCAUCGUUAUCGUUAUUUAAAAGAUGGCGACGGUCAUUACCACAAUCCAUUCAACAGAGGAGUUGUAGAAAAUAUCAAGGAGUUUUUCCACUGUACUCGAGUGUGGGAUGUCCACGAUAUAGUGAAACUAGAAGAAACUGUAUGAUUUAUAUUUUCUGAUGUUUUAGUUUGGUUUUAUGCGAAUGUUCUGUUGUAAAUAGAGAAAGUUUUUUUUUAGGGAUUUAGCUCUUAAUGCAGCGAACUCUCUUCCGAUACAGUUUUCAAUGAUAUGCAUGAAAAUAAUAUCAAGAGGGUAUUAAAUACAUUAUGUGAUUUGUACUAAGAAUGUACAACUUGCGUGGGGAAAAGAAUCUUUAUUUAAAUGCUAUCUUUUCUACCUUUUCCCUAAACGCUUCGUAAGGUCUAAUAACAUUUUAAAGGUAACAAAAUUAAGAUUAUCCCUUUUAUACCUUUUUUUCUGAUUUUUAUUAAAUAUUGUUAAGAAUAAUAAAGAUAUUGACGCUGCAAGUUAUCUGCAGUUAGUAGCAACUGCAUUUCUUAGACGUUUUACUGUACUUCUGCAAAACAUUAAGCAUUUUUGUUGGAAAGCACUUCACAGACAUAAGAACAGAAAUUAAAAUGCAUAUAAACAUUUUAUUAGUCCUGUUUACCAAAUAAUUAACAUCUGUGGCGCAGUCUGUAAUUAAAAAGCACGUUAAUGUUUCUCUAGUACCAUAUACUCGUAUAUUUCCAUACACUGAUUUAACUUUCAGAUCAUUCUUCAGUAAAAUGCAGUGAUUGCUAGUAGAUUUAAGUGUCACCUCAAAAUCUUAAAACUUGUCUAGUGCUAUACAUUGAAAGAAGAUAAGGCUCUUGAAACAUAAGAUACACAAGAUACUCGAGCCAAGAUCUCUGAUCCAACAGAUAUGUAAGGUCUCCGUUAAACGGAAAACUUGGAAAAGUAAAAUAUAGAAGAAAAAUAUUACAAGGCAGGAAUUUAAUGUGUCUAAAACUUUAAAAUUAUUUUUUUAUAAUUAGAGAUACUAAAUUUUCUGAGAAUUUUUAAAUAAUCGUUUUCUUCGAGUUAGCUGUACGUCAUAAUAGCUGUAAAAA
Messenger RNA from Stegodyphus dumicola, 2631 nucleotides. RefSeq lists its product as uncharacterized. Gene Ontology annotation, biological process: protein palmitoylation. Gene Ontology annotation, cellular component: Golgi membrane. Lineage: Eukaryota; Metazoa; Arthropoda; Arachnida; Araneae; Eresidae. Gene Ontology annotation, molecular function: protein binding; palmitoyltransferase activity. The record is from RefSeq and is a predicted model, not a curated record.